Pelobates fuscus (common spadefoot toad) is the source of this 2165-nucleotide messenger RNA. It is a transcript of the gene GPD1, whose product is annotated as glycerol-3-phosphate dehydrogenase 1. Gene Ontology annotation, biological process: glycerol-3-phosphate catabolic process; carbohydrate metabolic process. Bases 117 to 1163 code for a protein of 348 amino acids. The transcript has 8 exons. Lineage: Eukaryota; Metazoa; Chordata; Amphibia; Anura; Pelobatidae. The record is from RefSeq and is a predicted model, not a curated record. Gene Ontology annotation, molecular function: glycerol-3-phosphate dehydrogenase [NAD(P)+] activity; NAD binding; protein homodimerization activity. Gene Ontology annotation, cellular component: cytosol; glycerol-3-phosphate dehydrogenase (FAD) complex.
UUUAGCGCUGAGUACAUAGCAGGACGGCUGCUGGAGUGAUCUGGUAUUAACACUGGAAUAAGGGAGCUGAUCACUGGACUCUGACUACCCAGCACUGUGUGAUCUGACACUGCACAAUGGCUCUCAAAGUUUGCAUCGUUGGUUCUGGCAACUGGGGAUCGGCAAUUGCGAAGAUCGUGGGUGACAAUGCUGCAAAGCUCCCCCAGUUUGACAAUGUGGUGAAAAUGUGGGUGUUUGAGGAGUUAGUUUCAGGGAGAAAACUAACGGAAAUCAUUAAUACAGAACACGAGAAUGUGAAGUACCUCCCUGGGCACAAGCUCCCAGCUAAUGUGAUAGCUGUCCCCGACUUGCUGGAAGCGUCAGCUGGAGCAGAUAUCCUGGUGUUUGUGGUUCCCCAUCAGUUCAUUGGUAAAUUGUGUGACCAGCUCAAGUCUACCAUAAAGAAAGAUGCAUUUGGGUUGUCUCUUAUAAAGGGAGUAGACGAGGGUCCCGAUGGACUGCGUCUCAUUUCCGAUAUAAUUCGGGAAAGACUGGGAAUCCAGAUGAAUGUUUUGAUGGGAGCAAACAUCGCCAAUGAAGUGGCUGAUGGGAAAUUCUGUGAGACAACAAUCGGCAGUAAAAAUAAAGAGCAAGGAAAAAUCUUGAAGGAAUUGUUCCAGACCCCUAAUUUUCGUAUAACUGUGGUGGAAGAGGCAGACACAGUGGAACUAUGUGGAGCACUGAAGAACAUCGUUGCUGUUGGAGCUGGCUUUUGUGACGGACUCGGUUUCGGCGAUAACACAAAAGCCGCAGUUAUCCGCCUGGGUUUAAUGGAGAUGAUCGCCUUUACCAAGCUGUUUUGUGCCGGGCCGGUUACAUCCGCCACGUUUCUGGAGAGCUGCGGUGUAGCCGACCUCAUCACUACUUGCUACGGUGGCCGAAACCGGAAAGUUGGAGAAGCCUUUGCCAAGACUGGAAAAUCCAUAGAACAGCUGGAGAAAGAAAUGCUUAAUGGACAAAAACUUCAGGGACCACAGACUUCAGCGGAGCUAAAUCACAUCCUCAAAGGCAAGAAUAUGGUGGAGAAGUUCCCACUCUUCACUGCGGUAUAUCAGAUAUGCUAUGAGGGAAAGCCAGUCACAGAGUUUAUCACAUGUCUUCAGAAUCACCCAGAGCACAUCUAAACAGACAGCCAACCGUCAACCGUAUUCUGGUCCUUUAAAAAAAUUUUUUUAACAUUGAACUAGAGGAAAUCUACCAUUUCUACUAUAUUUUACAGUUUUUAGAAUGUAUGCAGACCAUUUGCAAACAAUCUAUAAAAUGCGGUACUGGAAGAAUUGCAUGUGGAUGUACAGUUCAAGAAAGAAACAAUGUUUAUAUCCACUUGGUCCCACCAUUUGUGGCAUUUGUUAGUCCCUGCAUAGUGUCUCAAAGAUAGAUUGUAUCUUGUUUUGCAAACAAUAUUCAGGUGUUGGGUUCACAUGCAGCUAUUUUAACACAUUUUAUCACAGUAUAUAGAUAAAUAAACAUGCAUAUGGCAAUAUGUGUAUGUUAGAUGUCAAAACAUGAUUGUAAUAAACACCAAUUUUAAUUGCAAAGAUUAGAUAUAUAUAUAGUGCUUUAACCCAGUAACCUUUGCCAGAGUUGUCUUAGCAGGACAGACUGCUGUGUGGAGCGAUAUACUUUAACCCCUCAUUACGGUAUUUGUUUUAAGAGAGAUUAUACUUUCUUUCUGAUAAGAUAUGUUUUUUAUUUUAUUAUGGAGUUAUAACCUCUGUCCUCUCCACACAAAGGGCAGGGGGCACUCCCCUUAGAGGCCUUCUGCACCUUGUCGUCUGAUAGAAGUAGUGAAUUAGUAUUAAGAAUGAGGUUUGUGGAGUAUUUCGAUGGCCAUUUGAGUCAGGAAAGGCACUAUCCACAAAUUCAGUCUAAAAGAUAAUUGUUCCUCCUUGGUGGAUAGAUGUAUUUCUGUUUCUGCUGUAUCUUACAACGUCACAACGUCAUUGUAUGAGCUAUCCUUGUUCCAGUGGGAUAUACCAAAGGUUUUGUUUUAAACUUAGCAGAGAAAAAAAUAAAAUCACCUCAGUAGUGUAAGUCACGAAACCAUACAUUUUAUAAUGAAAAAGCAUUCUUGUAAACAAAAACAUGUAUUUAUAUAUAAAUAAUAAAAAUGCCCCUAAUGUGAA